This is a messenger RNA of Esox lucius (northern pike), 1333 nucleotides long. RefSeq lists its product as uncharacterized. The coding region runs from base 601 to 1203 and encodes 200 amino acids. Gene Ontology annotation, cellular component: membrane. Gene Ontology annotation, molecular function: phosphotransferase activity, for other substituted phosphate groups. Gene Ontology annotation, biological process: phospholipid biosynthetic process. NCBI's taxonomy places the organism in Eukaryota, Metazoa, Chordata, Actinopteri, Esociformes, Esocidae. The record is from RefSeq and is a predicted model, not a curated record. The transcript is spliced from 6 exons.
GUCAUUAGCACUACUUGGUCUCGCUCUGCUUCUAGGUUAGACGAAUUGUGCAUUCAGAGAUCGAUCAUUUGAGCACUGAGUCUAUGAUCUGAAGAGGAUCCGUCUGUUGACAGGCCAAGCCUCCUACAUUGAGACGGAAGUGCAUGAUUAUUUCUGGAGUUCAGCUGUUUCUGAGAUCCUGGAAGUACGACGUUUGGCACCACGGUCAAGGUCACGACCAAUCGCCCGUGUAACCGUAAUGUUUGGUCAAAUAACUAAACCUUUUGACCAUGUCUGCACGAUUUAUAAAUAGAGUUGGGGCGACAUCGUUGUUUGGCUGUAACCGUGAUACCGCAAUAAUGUGUGUUGCUACGUCAGCUCCCUAUCGAGAAAAGAGGAAGAGCCAUACGUGUUCAUGUAUAGAAGACCUGUGAAUGAGAGUUGCAACUCUCCGGUGGGGAUAGUCAAAAUAAGUGAUUCAUUUGCAAGAUUUCGAUAUGUUUUGUCGCUAAAAGGAUGCGUCUUUGUUCGGGACGGUGCUGUGCUUCUGUUUGAUGUGGAGACAUUAUCAUAUUUAAGAUUAGGCUACUUUGGUAACCGACUAACAACAAGCGACUCAAUAUGGGGCAUGAGGUUUUUGUUUAUUGGCCCAAUAUCCUUGGAUAUAUCCGUCUUGUACUUAUCUUUACUGCUUGGAAUGCCUUCAACAAUCCAGCUGUGUUCUUCACCUCCUAUUCGAUCUCAGUCAUUCUAGAUGGGCUGGAUGGCUGGACGGCUCGCCGGUUCAGUCAGACUUCCAGGUUCGGGGCCUGGCUGGACGUGGUGGUGGACAACCUUGGGAGGAGUAUGGUGUGGGGCCAGCUCUAUGAGUGGGGCUGGCUGGUGUCUUCAGUGGAGUGGUGUGUGUUUGUGUGUAACCAUAAAGCCCAUGGCGCCCAAUGGAAGAACAGCUUCACAAACAGUCCUCAGUGGGUAAAGACCAUCAUGGCUAAAGGGUUUCAGACACCUUUGGGGACGUGGGUGAUUUGUGGUUUACACGGCCUACCACUUUGGCUGUAUGGGUACCAGCAGGGGGUGCUCACCCAGGCUCUCUGUGCCCCCCUCUGGCUGCAGACAUUGGGCACUCUGGUCCUGGCUGCAGGAAGGCUUCUGGGCCUCUCAGUAGAGAUAUGGUGCAUAUGGGCUCACAUCAAACACCUGACCAAUGAAGAGUUGAAGAGCUAGUGAAAACAAACUACUGAAUGACGGCAGGGACUGCACGGCAGUAUCUACUCAGUGGUUAUUUCCCCAGUGGUCAUAUUAACUGACAUACUUGUCUUUUGUUCUGUGUACAAACACGCCAACAACAACCGCU